Molecule: messenger RNA, 2310 nt
Organism: Linum trigynum
Lineage: Eukaryota; Viridiplantae; Streptophyta; Magnoliopsida; Malpighiales; Linaceae
Source: the annotation of a GenBank genome assembly
UUAUAGGAAGGAGUACGUGGCAAUGGGUUAAACUCAAAAGCCCUUUAAUAAUUUUAUAAAUAGAUAGACAGACAGACCAGCUCAUUCACAAGCUGGCUCAUUAGUGAGAAUCAAUCCACAAAAAACCAAUUGACCACAUUUAUCUUGUAAACUGGAAAUUACAGUAAGGUCAACGGAUGGCAUAGCACAGUUUCACAAACACAAAUAAAAAAAUAAAAAUUAAAUGGGGGAUAGCACAAGAUUUUUGGAUUCCAAGAUUCGGCGCCAAUUGCUCAUUGGAUUUUGGAAUUCGUAACCUCCGUUCAACUAUCCGCCAACUGACAUUACCAAACAAUCCGGCCGAUCUCCCCAUUUUCAUACGCCAAAGAAAAGGGAGUCAUGAACUUCCCGCCGAUCACGCCGCUCGCUUUCUUCUUCUUCCUCUUGUCCACCGCGGCGGCGGCGGCGGAAUCUUCACCACCGCAGUGCAAAGCAUGGCUAGUCCAAUCCAUCCCCACCGACAUGCCCGACCUCCCUCGCGUCCCCGGGGUUCUCUCCUCCAGCGACGUCCUUCGCUGGCUGGCCGGCAACUCAACCGGCAGACUCGACAUCAUCGCCCAGUACUGGUCGCUCGUCGCCUCGCCGGAAGAUCCUAGGUCGGGAGACUAUGGAUACUCUGAGGCCGAUAUGCAGAGGUUCGGAGCUGGUGAAGGCGCCGCCAUUUACAAAUCAAUCGAGGACGCUUCUGAUCGCGAUGUCAAAAUUAGAUUGCUGCAGCACUCUGGGGUUUAUCCCGACUUCACUAAAGAGCCGACCAAGCUUGCUUCGAGAAGGCCUGGAAAUGUGGAGAGCGCCACUCUGUUGUUGAGCAAAUGGUGGGGUUCUGGUAUUGUUCAUGCCAAGGUCUGGAUAUCUGAUCGUAGAGAUGUGUACAUUGGUUCCGCCAAUAAUGACUGGAAAUCCCUAACUCAGGUCAAAGAACUGGGGAUUUAUCUCGUUGAUUGUCCAAACAUAGCUAAAGCUGUGGAGGUGUACUUUGAUAACUUGUGGAAGCUUGCAUUCUUGAAUUCAUCAAUUCAUACAAGAAGGGUGUGGGAUCAAGAAUGGCAGGUUAAUAGAACAGUUCCAUGCUGGUCACAUUUCAUUGAUCGUAGAGCAAGGUGCAGGUCGCCUAUCCCUAGUUAUGUGGAGGUUCCCCAUGUUAGAGGGUACCCUAUAUUAUCAGACCCACGAAUGUUGAAGCUUCCUAUUCAGACUCCUGGAUCUAACUACUCGACUCUGAGCCCUCAAAUGAACUACCUGUCUUUUGCUCCACCUGAGCUGCUGUUUGGGAACCAUCAAACUGAUGACCAGGGCUGGGUUGAUACAAUCAAAUCCGUUGGAACUGGGAUGACGGUAAAAAUUAGUACCAUGGAUUGGCUUGGGCAGUCAGAAUUCACAGAUGACGCGGUUUACUGGUCAUCUCUCUCUUCUGCAAUAUCACAGGUUGUCUUCUCGAAGCACGCCACGGUGAAGAUACUGGUAGCAUACUGGGGGCACAACAUCAACAACACAGACCAGUACCUGAAAUCCCUGCUCUACUCCAACGUCCUGUGUUCUUCGUCGAAAUACAACCACUGCAGCGGUCGAGUCGAGAUCAAGUACUACAUGGUUCCAGGCUACAACCUCACGGGGCCUAGCCUGACGAGCAACGGGAAGACGAGGACGGGGAACUUGUAUCCUGGUUUUACCAGGGUGAAUCAUGGGAAGUAUGCAGUCAGCGACGUGAGAGCGCAUAUAGGCACGAGCAAUCUGGUGUGGGAUUAUUUCUACACGACGGCUGGUGUCAGCUUUGGGACGCACCACCCUGCAAUUGUGAGGCAGCUCCAGGCCGUUUUUGAUGCUGAUUGGGAGUCGCAGUAUGCCGUUCCAGUUGAUGAACUUCGUUCAUAUUCUAGCUGAGGGGCAAUUUUUGUUUAUAGAAAGGCAGGUUAACACGGCCAAUUCGUAGAUGAUUAUUCUUCUUAGAGCUUGAAAUUUGUUGCAUCUACGACCGUAAUAAUUUUAUGCUUAACAUGGUUUUUUUUAUAUAAUCACUAUAUUCGUGAAUAUACCACAAUUUUCUCAUUUUUCAUGACAUUUGUUAAUUCGGAUUUAGUGGUUAUAUUUAGAAGAAAAACAUUUUCACCAAAUGUAACAAUGUCGUUAAAAGCAUAAGAUACAUGAACAGAUAAUUAUGUGCGAAACUAUUACUAUAUAUAUUUAACCGUUGAUAGAGAUAGAACGUUCAUGAUAUAUAACAUACAAGACUUGUAUAUGAUACUAAUUUAAUAAUGAAGUUAUCUUGACCAU